Messenger RNA from Brassicogethes aeneus, 4269 nucleotides. Lineage: Eukaryota; Metazoa; Arthropoda; Insecta; Coleoptera; Nitidulidae. The record is from the annotation of a GenBank genome assembly.
AAUAAAUUGACAGCUGUCACAAAUUAUGCAAGUAUUUUUGUUUAUUAUUAUCUACGGGUAGUGCAGUGUAUCCGAUGCCUAGAUAUCUUUUAAAAACCGCACGAUUAUGGUGUUAAAUUUAUAUCAUUACUCAAGCGUUUUAAACAUGUAAACGCAACAUUUAUGUUUAUUUAUAUUGUUGGAAUUUGUUAUUGUUAACAUUGUUGGAAAAUGCCUCCACUUCCCAUUAUUACCGCUGCUGUUGAGUCGACGGAGUCAGAGAACCGUAGUAUCACUGACAGUGUUGGUUCACAUUCAGAUGGGUUACAAGUAAAUAUAAUGCGGCCACAUGUGGAUGUUUGUUGUAUUAUUGAUACCAUACAAAUUGACAAUAUUGCCAACAGAAAAAAGGCUUUGGAAGAAGUUAAACAAGCAUGUUUAUUGGUAGGAGCCAAUUUCAAUCACAUCCAGUUUGAAAAACUUGACUUUGGAGAAGCCAAUGUACUUAGUAGUUUUUACAAUGCAGAUGUUGUUAUUAUUGAUAUGACUAUUACAAACCAGCAAAGCACAUUAUUUUACCAUCUGGGAGUCAGGGAAAGCUUUAAUAUGAAACAAAAUAUUCUUAUCUGCAAUGAUUUAAGUUUGGAAACGACACAAAGGCUUAGAUUAUCUUGUGGUAGCUACUCACUUAAUUCUUAUAAAAUAAAUGAUGAACAAGUAUGUGUGGCCACAAACCCAAAUACUGGUAGAGAUGAGUCAGUGGAAUUAUUUCAUCAAAGAAUUAAAAAAAUUCUCCUAGAUGUUGAAAUACAAAGCAAAGAGCACAUGAAAGAAAAAUUUCUGGUAGACCUAAAGAAACUGGUUGAGCAAAAAAGCGGCCCAGAAUUACAAGAAGCCUUAAAAUGCAUUAGAAAACGCAUGGAUGAUCCAAACGUACUUUCUGGGGAGGUGGUACUAAAUAUGUUAUUUUGCUUUCGUGAUGUCCAAGAUUAUGAUUCUAUGAUUCACUUGGUCAAUGAUUUAAGAACUGUGCCUUCAUAUAAAAAAUACAUUAAUUCAUACAUAUACUACUUGUAUGCUUUUGCUUUGAACCGAAGAAAAAGAAGUGGAGAUAGAGAAAAGGCCUUGGAAGUUUGUUUGAAUGCGUUAAAAAAAAAAGAAAAUAAUUUUCCUGACAUGGUUUGUUUAUGUGGAAGAAUUUAUAAAGACAAAUUUAUAGAAUCGGACCAUACAGAUACAAAAAGUCUGGAUCAGGCAAUAAUUUGGUAUAGAAAGGGUUUUGAAGUUCAACCUAAUGAAUAUGCAGCUAUAAAUUUGGCAACACUGUUGGUAAUAGCAGGUGAAGAUUUUAUUAAAUCCGAGGAACUACAGCACAUUGGAAUGGUUUUAAACAACUUAAUAGGCAAAAAGGGAAGUUUGCAGUCCUUGCAGGACUAUUGGGAUAUUGCCACAUUUUUCGAAAUUUCCGUACUUGGACAACAUUACGUCAAUGCGGUUCAGGCUGCUGAACGCAUGUUCUAUCUCAAUCCGCCUGAUUGGUACCUAAAGUCCACGGUGGGCAAUAUACAAUUGAUCGAAAAAUUCCGGAAACGCGAGGAGGAGGAAUCGCCGGAGGAAAAGGUGUUUCACGUUUGGAUGGAAUUUUUCUUGGAAGCCUCCAGACCAAAAGAAGAUAACAUGUUUCGGUUUCCUGUUCUUAUUUUGGAACCGAACCAAGAACUAAUUCCCAGCUAUGUUUGCGUAAAUUUAAAUUGUGAAACAAAAAGCCUGAAAGUAACAAAUUUUUGCAAAAAAUCCAUGAAAAACGAAUGCAAACAAAUCCACGACUGGGAGUUUCACGCAAACCACAUUCGAAGUGUAAGUUUUUCGAAAAAAGACGAUCGUUGCGUGUUUCUUUACGUGCAUCAAAAUUCCGACGACUUCCAAAUUUACUUCCCGUCCGAGCAAUGCAAGUCUGCGUUCUACGAGAUGAUCCUAGAGUUGACCAAUCAUCCAGAGGGCCUGGUGGAGCCAGAGCCGCCCAUAGAAAUACGAUACGAAUACGAAACGGACGAACAGGGCAAACGGGUAAUUCUCGGCAAAGGCACCUACGGUGUAGUGUAUGCCGCGCGUGACCUAAAUAAACAAAUACGCAUAGCUGUCAAAGAGAUACCAGAGAAGGAUUUGGGAGCCGUGCAGCCGUUCCACGAGGAAAUACAGUUGCAUUCGAACCUCAGGCACAAAAACAUCGUUCAGUAUUUAGGUUCUCUGUCGGAAGGCGACUACUUCAAAAUUUUUAUGGAGCAAGUUCCUGGAGGUUCUCUAAGCGCGCUGCUGAGAUCCAAAUGGGGCCCAUUAAAAACCAACGAAAACAUCAUGGCCCACUAUACCAAGCAAAUCCUUGAAGGUCUUAAGUAUUUGCAUACGCAAAAAAUUGUGCACAGGGACAUCAAAGGCGAUAACGUUCUGGUAAACACGUAUAAUGGCGUUUUGAAAAUUUCCGAUUUCGGGACAUCUAAACGUUUAUUAGGGCUGUGUCCCAAUACAGAGACUUUCACUGGGACUUUACAGUACAUGGCACCAGAGGUUAUAAACAAAGGACAAAGAGGUUAUGGCGCGCCGGCCGACAUCUGGUCCCUAGGUUGCACCGUAGUAGAAAUGGCGACCGGCAAACCUCCGUUCAUCGAGCUGGGUUCGCCGCAGGCUGCGCUGUUCCGCGUCGGCAUGUACAAACAGCAUCCAGACCUGCCCGAAGAGCUUUCGGACCGCGCAAAGGCGUUUAUCAAGCGGUGCUUCGAACCGGACCCGAACAAACGAGCCACCGCUGGAGAACUUUUGGAAGAUCCGUUUAUCGGAGCCGAGAGAAAAAAAAGCUUACGGCCGAAUCCAGAUUUUAGCCGCAGUGCUUCAGUGCCAUAUGACAAAGUUGUCUCCAGACAUCCUGGACAUUCAAGCGCUCCAAACCAAACCCCGACUACCCCGGAUCUUGAUAAAUCACUAACAAAUGGACAUACUAAUACUGAUGAUGAUGAUAGCUCCCAAACGCGAGUCUCUAAGCUUCCUCCCAUCCAAAUGCCUUCUUCACUUACUUUUAACAGCAUGUUAAGUACUCCUUCACUGGAUAUGGAUACAGACCACGACACAGUGGAUACCAACGAACGCAGAAACUCUUCAGGAACGCUAAUGUCCCCUGAAAUCGACACUCCCAUUGAAAAUGACGGAUUUUACAUGCUAAAAAAAGAUUCCCAACGAAGACAUACUUUGGCUAAGGUGUUCGCCAACGAUGGAUCAAAGAUUUGCGAAAUCUGGCUUGCCAAAGUUAAGGAAAAGGCGCAUGGAGAGACUGUGCUAACUUCAAAACAUCUGCAAACAUUAAUGGAAGGCAUAAGGCAGUAUAUUGUGGAAAAUCAUUAUGCAGCUGUGGACUAUGCUGUAAAACAGUUGAAGGAGGAGCUUGAUUUCGACGCUACUGCUAUUAACCAGCUUCAGUUUGCCGUCUAUUUUUUUCAAGAAUCUGUAAAUGAAGUACUGAGGGCACGACCUAUUAAACCACAUUGGAUGUUUGCACUGGACAGUCUCAUAAGGAGAGGAGUCGAGGUAACGAUAAACGUGUUGUCGCCUGAGCUCGGCCAAAAUCUGGCCAAUCACAGUUCGUCUUGCACAGCCGAUUCUGACAAGUCUGUCAAAAGCACGCAGAAUUGCGGCGAUUGUCGCGAUCAGAUCGUAUAUAUUAAGACUGAAAACGCUAGAAUUCAUUUGGAGAUAAAAAAUAUGUUGGAGGAAUUGACUAAAUUUGUUGAAACCAUAAAACCAUUGGUGACAUGUCCCUGCAGAAAAAAGGAAACCAUGCCUGAAGACCCAGAACUGGCGAAUUGGUUACAGAUUUUAAAUAUAAAUGAGGCAGCUAGAAGAACUUUUCUUUUAGAAGGUUAUACAUUAGAAGAGGUGCUGUAUCAGAUAAGUCGAGACGACUUAAAAAAUGUUGGUCUACGUGGAGCCUCGGAGCUGAGAAUUUGGCGUGCCAUUCAAAAACAUAGACAAGAUAGUGGUGGUAUGCAACGGAGGCUUUAACCAAAACAUUUUAAUGUAACGUAGGGCAGCUUAUAACGGUUUUGUUAGGUCAUUCCAGUUAUUAAGGACUAAAAAUUAAUUUUAUUUUUGUGAAAAAACAUUGUUGUUAAUGUUUUUUUAAAUAUUUUGUUUAGGUUGACUGACACCGUUACAACAAAAAAUUCGUUUUAACUGAAAAUGGCUGCAAUUAACAAAUAGUAUGUGAUUUUUUAUUUUAUUGAUUAUUUUUAGUUGUGCAAU